This is a messenger RNA of Rhinichthys klamathensis goyatoka, 2986 nucleotides long. RefSeq names its product mitofusin 2 (gene mfn2). The transcript is spliced from 18 exons. NCBI's taxonomy places the organism in Eukaryota, Metazoa, Chordata, Actinopteri, Cypriniformes, Leuciscidae. The record is from RefSeq and is a predicted model, not a curated record. Gene Ontology annotation, biological process: mitochondrial fusion; mitochondrion localization. Bases 450 to 2723 code for a protein of 757 amino acids. Gene Ontology annotation, molecular function: GTPase activity; GTP binding. Gene Ontology annotation, cellular component: mitochondrial outer membrane.
CUGGUGGAGGAGUGGAUUGAAGUCGCGAGCUGCUGUAUUUUCACAUUGAGCUCGUGAAAAUACUCUUCAUUGGAACUAUGACUCGAAUAUCAGUCUUUCUGAACCUGUAAGAGCUGAACUGAAGACACGGAAGGUGCUGCGGGUGUUUGUUUCGGGAUAUUUCACGUGCUUUAGACACAUUUAACCCGUGCUGAUUUCAGACUCGUGGAGGAGUGGAUUGGAGUCGCGCGCUGCUGUCAGUGACAUUGGUCUCGUGAAAGUCGUGACUCUGAUAUCAUUUUAUGUUAUGGCUUCUAAAAGGAUCAUUGCAUUUAUCAAGACUGCUAUUUGGCUUUAAACAAGCGAACAGCGUAGGUGAUCGGUCACUGCAAGAGCAAAUGCUGGUGAGCUGAUACAGCUUAUUUGAUCGUCACUGUUUUAUAUAAACUCUUACACGCACUGUCAGUGAGAUGUCUUUGGUUUUCCCACGACCCAAUACCAGUGUGAUCGGCAAGAAGGACAAGCGACUGAUGGCUGAGGUGAACGCCUCCCCGCUCAAACACUUCGUCACCGCCAAGAAGAAGAUCAACGGCAUCUUUGAACAGCUGGGGGCUUACAUCAAAGAAAGCUCAGCCUUUCUGGAAGAAACUUACAGCAAUGAAGAACUGGAUCCUGUUACCACAGAGGAGCAGGUGGCGGAGGUGCGGGGGUACCUGUCCAAAGUGGCAGGGAUUGGGGAAGUCUUGUCCCGGAGACACAUGAAGGUGGUCUUCUUCGGCAGAACCAGUAACGGGAAGAGCUCCGUCAUUAACGCCAUGCUCUGGGACAAAGUGCUGCCAUCUGGAAUCGGACACACCACCAACUGCUUCUUACGGGUGGAAGGCACCGAUGGCAAUGAGGCUUUCCUGCUCACCGAAGGAUCGGAUGAAAGAAAGAGUGUUAAAACGGUGAACCAGUUGGCCCAUGCAUUACAUCAGGAUGAGGAUUUGGAUGCAGGCAGUCUUGUGUGUGUUAUGUGGCCUAAAGCAAAGUGUGCAUUGCUACGGGAUGACCUGGUACUUGUGGACAGCCCUGGCAUCGAUGUCACAACAGAGUUGGACAGCUGGAUUGACAAAUUCUGCCUUGAUGCUGACGUUUUUGUGCUGGUGGCCAAUUCAGAGUCAACUUUAAUGCAAACGGAAAAAUCAUUCUUUCACAAAGUGAACGAGCGUCUCUCCAGUCCCAAUAUCUUCAUCCUGAACAACCGCUGGGACGCCUCAGCCAGCGAGCCCGAGUACAUGGAAGAGGUGAGACGGCAGCACAUGGACCGCUGCUCUAGUUUUUUAGUGGAUGAGCUGCGGGUGGUGGAUCGCGCUCAGGCCAGUGAUCGGAUCUUCUUCGUCUCUGCUAAAGAAGUUCUGCAGGCACGUGUCCAGAAAGCCCAGGGAAUGCCUGAAGCAGGUGGUGCUCUAGCUGAAGGUUUUCAAGCGAGAAUGUUUGAGUUUCAGAACUUUGAAAGACGUUUUGAGGAGUGCAUCUCCCAGUCAGCAGUGAAGACUAAGUUCGAGCAGCACACAAUGAGAGCCAAGCAGAUUUCUGAAUCUCUGCGUCUGAUCAUGGACUCUGUGCACAUUGCAGCUCAAGAGCAGAGGAUUCAUUGUUUAGAGAUGAGGGAGGAGAGGGAGGACAGGCUGGAGUUCAUUGAUAAACAGCUGGAUCUGCUCACACUGGACUGCAAAAGCAAAAUCAAAAAGAUCACAGAGGAGGUCGAGAAACAGGUAUCUAAUGCUAUGGCCGAGGAGAUCCGGAGACUGGCUGUACUAGUGGAUGACUACCACAUGGACUUUCAUCCUUCACAAGUGGUGCUCAAAGUAUACAAGAAUGAGCUCCACAGGCACAUAGAGGACGGUCUUGGCAGGAAUAUGUCAGAGAGAUGCUCCAGUGCGAUAACUGCAGCGCUGCAAACCACACAGACUGAAAUGAUAGAGGGUCUGAAGCCUCUGCUGCCCAUCGGCAUUCGAGAGCAGGUGGACAAGAUUGUGCCCAGACAGUGCUUCGCCCUCAGCUACGACCUCAACUGUGACAAACUCUGCGGUGACUUCCAGGAAGACAUCAGCUUUCACUUCUCCCUGGGAUGGACCAUGCUGGUCAACCGCUUCCUGGGUCCCAAAAACACACGCCGCGCACUCAUGGGCUACAAUGACCAGGUUCCCAGACCCCUGGCCAUCACUCCGGUCAGCACCAGUAUGCCUCCUUUCCCUCAAGGAUCCAUGACCCAGGAAGAGCUUAUGGUUUCUAUGGUAACAGGAUUGGCAUCACUCACCUCUCGGACAUCAAUGGGCAUUAUAGUUGUUGGAGGAGUGAUCUGGAAAGCAGUGGGCUGGAGGCUCAUUGCUCUGUCUGUGGGUCUCUAUGGACUGCUGUACGUGUAUGAGAGACUCACAUGGACCACUAGGGCCAAAGAGAGAACGUUUAAAAGACAGUUUGUGGACUACGCCAGCGAGAAACUCCAGCUCAUCGUCAGCUACACGGGGUCCAACUGCAGCCAUCAGGUUCAGCAGGAGCUGGCCAGCACCUUCUCUCAGCUGUGUCAGCAGGUGGACGUGACCAGACAGCAGCUGGAGGAUGAAAUCCGGGAUCUGAACAGCAAGAUCCAACAGCUGGACUCCCUGCAGAGUAAAGCUAAACUGCUCAGGAAUAAAGCUGGCUGGUUGGACAGUGAACUAAACAUGUUCACCCAGCAGUAUCUUCAACAAGGCCGAUAGAGAGUGAACCAACUGUAUGAGUGUGUAGAGCAGCUCAUCUCCCCACUGCUGCACUUUUAAUAUCUAACACUAAGACAUGCUUUCAACCAUUUAUUUGAGCAUACCAAAUAUUGGUCAUUUCAUGUUUGUUUGUUAGUUUUUUGCCUUUGAGAGUAGUGACAUGCGCCACUUUGAAGAGAGCUCACUUUUGUUUUUGUACAAACUCUUUCUUUUGUAUUUAAUACAGGGUUAAUUAUUUAUUCUUGGCAUGAGGUCGUGUAAAG